CAUCAAUAAGGGAUCAUAUCUUUCACCUGGAUUCACCUGGGGUACCAUGGUUCGAACAUUGAACAAUAUGGAGGAGCUUAGAAAUUCUUCGUUUGGUCGUCCCUCACCCAGGCACGGACUCAAGCUCCUUUUCUGGUUCGCCAAAGAUCACAUCGUCAUAAAAAAUGGCAACCAGAUGGUUGCAAAUUGCGACCCCAAAGAGCGAGGCUUUGGAUUCCAUCACUUCCAGAACAGACGUGAAAACAAUGUCAACAAGAGGCUGCUUCCUUUUAGUGAGUACCCAUUCUAUGAGGUGGGCAACCUCCACCUCCCAACAUCUAAAUCCUUGCCUGAAUAUGUCCGUGGGGGUAACACUCAUCAGAAAGAUGACAGCAACAUGGACCGUCUCAUCAUCAGUAUGCGUCCAGACAGGAUAGUGGUUAAGGUCUAUGUGACCCAGCACGAGGACCUGAAGAGCUUCGACCCGGUCAACACAUAUUGCAUCAGCAGGAGCUUGCUCAUGAUCAUACGUCAGUAUACAUUGAGGAAGUUCCUGGGACAGGUGGGCUAUUACACCCAAAAUGUAAUCGCCCCCAGGGAGUCUGGGGAUACCAGGAUUGAUAUGGACGGUGGAUCCAGAGCUCCACCCAGCGCUCCACCCAGAGCUGCACCAGGCUUCUGGGAAAGCUACUGUACCAUACUGUAACCAGGCUUCUGGGAAAGCUACUGUACCAUACUGUAACCAGGCUUCUGGGAAAGCUACUGUACCAUACUGUAACCA
Oncorhynchus tshawytscha (Chinook salmon) is the source of this 760-nucleotide messenger RNA. RefSeq lists its product as uncharacterized. Lineage: Eukaryota; Metazoa; Chordata; Actinopteri; Salmoniformes; Salmonidae. The coding region runs from base 47 to 685 and encodes 212 amino acids. The record is from RefSeq and is a predicted model, not a curated record. The transcript is spliced from 2 exons.